Molecule: messenger RNA, 1182 nt
Organism: Petromyzon marinus (sea lamprey)
Lineage: Eukaryota; Metazoa; Chordata; Hyperoartia; Petromyzontiformes; Petromyzontidae
Source: RefSeq, a predicted model, not a curated record
CGCGAGGUGGGGUACUACGGACACCGAGUAAGCGAAGCAGGGGUGCGCACCGAUCCAGAGAAAGUGCGCGCCAUAGUAGAAUGGCCACGACCGUGGAACCUGACGGAGAUCAGAUCAUUCUUGGGGCUCGCCACCUAUUAUCGUCGAUUUGUAAAGGGAUUCAGCGAGAUUGCAUGCCCCCUCACAUAACUCACCUCCCCUAAGAACCCCUAUCAGUGGACGGAGGCCUGCCAGACGGCCUUCACCACCCUCAAAGACCACCUCACCCACACCCCCACCCUGGCUUUUCCCGAUUUCACCACUGAUUUUAUUUUAGACACCGACGUCUGCAGCAGUAGGCUGGGCGCGGUGCUAUCACAGGUGCAGGGUGGGAUGGAGCGAGUCAUCGCAUACGCCAGUCGGACCCUGAGUGGGGCCGAGCUGAAUUAUUGCGUGACCCGUCAAGAACUGUAUGCCAUGAUCUUCGCGUGUAAACAGUUCCGACUGUAUUUGUACGGCAGGAAAUGUCGGGUGCGCACCGACCAUUAUGCCCUGCAGUUCCUCCUUACGUUCAAGGAACCACGGGGGCAGAUGGCCCUAUGGUUGACGCAGUUGCAGGAGUAUAACCUGCAAAUUGAGUACCGAGCAGGGCGGACGCACGCGAACGCGGACGCCUUGUCGAGACGGCCCGCGGUGUGCGCCAAGACAAGAACGGAGGAAGCCUGCCCGUGCUUCACCGGGGGCUGUUGCCGGCAGGUGGCGGGCCUCCAGGAGCGUGCUGAGACUAACCCUCCUCCGAUGAGAGACUGCAGUAUGUGCCACAGAGACCCCGGCAGGAGGGACCCGGGACCCGGAGGGCCACACGGCGGGCAUGGAGCCCACACCUCGGGGCCCGACGGGUCGCUCAACCCCACCCGAUCGGAUCCAGGAGGACGUCGGCUGCGUCUUCCCGGGCCUGGACGACGAGCAGCUGAGACGGACCCAGCUGCGGGAUCCAGAUCUGGCGGUAGUGGAAGCGGCCCUACGGGAGAAGAGGGACGCCCUACCAGGACCCUGGAGUGGUUUGUAUGCCCGGUUGUGCGUACAGAAUGGGGUGGUACAGGAGCUAACCGAAGCCGGCCAGCCAGGGUGUAUCUGCGUUCCCGCCCAGGUGCGACCCCAGCUGCUAAGACUGGUGCACGAACACCCGCUCGGGGGCCAUGA